Messenger RNA from Elaeis guineensis (African oil palm), 1037 nucleotides. Its product is annotated as mitochondrial import inner membrane translocase subunit TIM10. The record is from RefSeq and is a predicted model, not a curated record. NCBI's taxonomy places the organism in Eukaryota, Viridiplantae, Streptophyta, Magnoliopsida, Arecales, Arecaceae. Gene Ontology annotation, biological process: protein insertion into mitochondrial inner membrane. Gene Ontology annotation, cellular component: mitochondrial inner membrane.
AUCCGCCUGAGUCUCGAGCCCGCUACAUUUAAAUCCACGAUCUCAUCCGACAAAUCCCCGCUUCCUACUUAAAACCCUAGACUAGUGACUAGUGAGAAACGGAGCGAGGAUGUCCGAAGGUUUUAUACUUCCUCAAAUCCUCGCGGUCGAUCUCUUUCUUGCAUUCCGUGGGGACUGCGCCCGCUCUCCUGGUUUUCUUGAUCGUUCAGGUGGAGGAUAUAACGAUGGCUGCUAAAAAUGGCCAAACGAGUAUUGAGAAAGAGCAGCUCGUCAUAUGGCCUUUUGCAGAUAUUUGGAAUGGCAGAGCAAGAGAUGGAGUACAGGGUAGAUCUUUUUAACAGGCUUACCAAGUUAUGUUUUGACAAAUGUAUUGAUAAAAGAUACAAGGAAACUGAGCUCAAUAUGGGUGAGAAUAGCUGUAUUGAUCGUUGUGUUUCAAAAUAUUGGCAGGUGAUUGCCUGGUCAAAUCAGAUGCCUGAUCAUUAUGAACUGCUGGAAGAGUUUUCACAGGCGGUAAAUAGAACAUCAAGUGACAAAUUUAACAGGGCAGUUGCUUGCUUCCAAUCGACCACCGAUGUGAAGUUAUUGCUGCAUCGUGCAGAUGAUAGCACGCAGCUUUUUUUAUUUUAUUUUUAUUUUUUUUAAGGGGUAGAAGAUAGCACGUACUUAUUACUGCUGGUUUAAGGCAUGGUGGUGCACACAAAAUAUCCUAUUGCCAGUAUUAACGGGGUCAAUUUAUUCUGAACGUUCCUGGCUGAGAAAUAAUUUCUGAUGCUUGUCUGUCACUUUAUAUAUCGUCAGUGCAUGCAUAUGAAUGCAACCAUACGGAGACAAGCGGACGACUUGAGAAUUCAGACAUAUUUAAAUGGAUACAGGAGAUGGUGUCAAGAAUAUGCUAUCGUUAUUUAUUUAUUUAUUUUUCCUUCCUUGCUAAUGUGUUAUUAGUUCGAUGGCUAAUGUGUUAUUAGUUCGAAGCCAGACUGCUACGAAUUGUUGCUCAGCCUUGGUGUUAAUUAAAUCAUAAUCAAUUGCUAUCU